UGCUGUCAACAUGCGAGAUGGCGGCUCACCACCGGCAGAACACGGCGGCGCGGAGGAAAGUCCAGGUAUCAUAUGUCAUUCGAGAUGAGGUAGAGAAAUAUAAUCGCAAUGGAGUUAAUGCACUUCAGCUGGAUCCCACGUUAAAUCGACUGUUUACAGCAGGCCGGGAUUCAAUUAUUAGGAUAUGGAGUGUCAACCAACACAAGCAAGAUCCUUAUAUUGCCUCUAUGGAGCACCAUACUGACUGGGUAAAUGAUGUUGUAUUAUGCUGCAAUGGAAAGACCUUAAUAUCAGCUUCAUCUGACACUACAGUGAAAGUGUGGAAUGCUCAUAAAGGAUUUUGUAUGUCUACAUUGCGAACUCACAAGGAUUACGUGAAGGCAUUGGCAUAUGCAAAAGAUAAAGAGUUGGUGGCUUCAGCAGGAUUGGACAGACAGAUUUUCCUCUGGGAUGUAAACACUCUUACAGCAUUGACUGCCUCAAACAACACAGUCACAACAUCAUCGCUGAGUGGGAACAAAGACUCCAUUUAUAGCCUUGCAAUGAACCAGAUGGGAACAGUAAUUGUUUCUGGAUCAACUGAAAAGGUUCUGAGAGUUUGGGAUCCCAGGACAUGUGCAAAACUGAUGAAACUUAAAGGCCACACAGAUAACGUGAAAGCUUUACUACUGAACAGAGAUGGAACACAGUGUUUGUCUGGUAGUUCUGAUGGAACUAUCCGCCUGUGGUCUUUGGGACAACAGAGAUGUAUAGCAACAUAUCGGGUUCACGAUGAAGGAGUUUGGGCAUUGCAAGUCAAUGAAGCCUUCACGCAUGUCUACUCUGGAGGAAGAGACAGAAAAAUCUACUGCACAGACCUCCGGAAUCCAGAUAUUAGAGUUCUGAUUUGUGAAGAAAAAGCACCAGUUCUGAAGAUGGAGCUAGAUAGAUCAGCUGAUCCUGCCCCAGCUAUAUGGGUAUCCACUACAAAAUCAUCUGUGAAUAAAUGGUCCAUGAAGGGUAUUCACAAUUUCAGGGCAUCUGGAGAUUAUGACAAUGACUGCAGUGCUCCCUUAAUUCCACUUUGCACGCAGCCAGAACAAGUAAUCAAAGGGGGUGCCAGCAUCAUCCAGUGCCAUAUACUGAAUGAUAAGAGACACAUCGUAACCAAAGAUACCAACAACAUUGUGGCAUUCUGGGAUGUACUGAAGGCUUGCAAGGUGGAAGACCUUGGAAAAGUAGAAUUUGAAGAAGAAAUCAAGAAAAGGUUUAAAAUGGUUUAUGUGCCAAACUGGUUCUCAGUGGACUUAAAAACAGGGAUGUUGACAAUUACUUUAGACGAGAGUGACUGCUUUGCUGCCUGGGUGUCAGCAAAGGAUGCUGGAUUUAGCAGUCCAGAUGGAUCCGACCCAAAGCUGAAUCUUGGAGGACUGUUGCUUCAGGCUUUGUUGGAGUAUUGGCCAAGAACACACAUUAUUCCUAUGGAUGAAGAGGAAAAUGAAAUGAAUAUAGUUAACGGUGAGCAAGAGAACAGAAUUCAGAAAGGCAAUGGAUAUUUCCAGGUGCCACCGCACACUCCAGUCAUAUUUGGUGAAGCAGGGGGUCGCACGCUCUUCAGGCUUUUGUGUCGAGAUGCAGGGGGUGAAACAGAGUCCAUGCUUCUGAAUGAAACUGUGCCUCAGUGGGUCAUCGACAUCACCGUAGACAAGAACAUGCCGAAAUUCAACAAAAUCCCAUUCUACCUCCAACCUCAUUCUUCUUCGGGAGCAAAAACACUUAAGAAGGAUCGUUUAUCGGCCAGUGAUAUGCUACAGGUUCGAAAGGUGAUGGAGCAUGUUUACGAGAAGAUCAUCAACCUGGAUAAUGAGUCGCAAACAACAAGCUCUUCAAACAAUGAGAAACCUGGAGAACAGGACAAGGAAGAAGAUAUUGCUGUGCUAGCCGAGGAGAAGAUCGAACUUCUCUGCCAAGAUCAGGUGCUUGAUCCAAACAUGGAUCUGCGGACAGUGAAGCACUUCAUUUGGAAAAGCGGAGGGGACCUGACACUUCAUUAUCGGCAGAAGUCAACGUGAUGUCCUUUCAAGGAAGCAAAGGGCUUGACUCGUAGAAGCCAAUAGUUUCAUUCUGAACUUUCCCUCCGCGCCUAAUUUCAUUCCCUGUACUGGGUAAAAAGAGUAGUAACAGCGCCCCUUGCACCGCUGCAUUUCAGACCCAGCUCGUUGAUUAAUUUAAUCCUGUGUGGGGAAAGGCGCCAAAUGAUGCGGGCAUUUCCAAUGUUAUAUAAUUUAGAAAGAAUGCAGAAUGUAAAUUAAACAAUCCCAGUGCACUGUCUUAAUGGGCAGGCCACAGGUUAUGAUAGAUUUAUAGUGUGGGUUAAUACACUGUGCAAGGUAAAAUACAUAAAUGCUCCAGAUAAUGGACAUAACCACCUCAUCCAGUAGGUGUCACUUUAUUUGUUCCUAACACAUUGUUGCCUUCUCAGAUAUGUCUGCAUGGGCACCACACUAGCUGCCGUAGUCUCCUUACGACAUGUGAUGUUAUCUGUCACUGUGAAUUGUGUUUCCAUACAUUCCAGGCAUUUUUUCGAUGGCAUCUAAAUGUCAGCAGUCUCGAUGGCUCCUUUGUGAAGUAGGGUGGCUGAAUGGAAUCAAAAGGGAAUGUGCAAAGAGCAGGUUCAUUGCUUGUCUUGGCACCAAGCUGUAUCCCCAGCUGUAAGCUAAAUGUAAAUUGUACCCCAGAUUGACUGUUCUCAGUAUUUAUGUUUGUACGUUUUAUUCAGUUUAAUUAGCGGUGCUACAUCUAUCAGAGCUAAUCCAGCAGAGAUGAUACUUUUAACUGGAAAGCGAACAAAAUCCAGGUAGCAGGGCAAGUAGGGACAAUUUCAGGGUUACGGGGUCAAGUUCUUUGUUAGAAUGAUCAGCAGCGGGUAUGGUUUUACCUGAAAGUGACUCCAUCCAGGCUAAGAGAAAGUGGUAUACGAUAAAGGAAUGGUAGUAUGAUUUGGUUCUCCUAAAGAAAAAAAUCCAGUUGUCUGAAUGACCACCUACAUCCAGAUCCUAUCUUGGGAGGAGUUUGAUGUAAAUACUGUACUUUUUUAUUCAGCUGACUAUUAAAUGACAAUUUUUUAAAACUUUUUUUUAAGAAGGAAAGCUUUUGAGACUUUGUAGCUGAUCGCAAAUUUUUUUUUGGAUACUAGAAAUCCAGAGUUGAAACAUUAAGGCUUAAAUAAAGUAAUAUUUAAACCAAUGCAGUACUUUCAAUCUAACAAUACUGUAGCUACACAGAACUGACAGGAUACCCUUGAAGCUGUUGAUGUCUUGAACCCAAACUCCAGUUCAUAUUUUCAAUUGUAAACUUUAGUUGUUGGGUACAGCUGAUAAAUCUAAAUGAAUGUAGAAGUAAAGGACAAUUAAGUUCAUUAUGCGGAGGCAAGUCAUUGCCUUUUUAUGCAUUGAUCCAUUUUGUCCAUUGGAUUUUGUUGUUGUUUCUCUCUACCCAUUAAUCUGUGUACACCAGCUCAUUUCUGUAUUGAAAUUAAAAGUUUUGUGUACUUGUAGAAGUGGCAAAACAAGGCUGUUAAUGUUUCUUGUACCAGAGUGCCUGAGAAAGGAGAAUCUAGCUCUGAAUUGAAAGGAAGUGAAAUCACCAUGCAAAGGACCAUUUAAGGAUAGAAUCAGCAUUCAUUAUCCUCGACUGUUUUGUUUCUCCCAUGUUUAUAUAAUGUUGUGGGAAAACUAUCUUCAGAUUCAGUUUGGGGGCUUGCACUUUUAACUAUUGAUCUGUUGAACUUGUACUCCUAGCAGCAACCCUGAUGUAGAUGGCAGACCUGCUGUGGUUGGCCACUUGUUGCCUAUUCAGAAUUAUCCAUCCAAGUUGCUGCUGAUUCGCAAAGGCAGCUGGACAGGAGUCUACAAUCCAGCCACUUCAGAGCUGAUGUGAAAUAGUUCAAGGACUCUGAGGAAGUCUUUCUUGUGUAAAGACAUUGUGCAUCUGCAUCAUUUUGGCGAACUGCCAGCCCUAGGUCACUGCCGUGCUCUCUCCUCGAAAUUAGAAGGGUGUGGAUACAAAUCCCACUUCAGGGUUAAACCUAUGCUGACGCUCCAUUGCAGUUCCAGGGGUCUGCUACACUGUCAGAAAUGCUGACUUUCGGACGAGAAGCUAAACUGAGGCCCCUUCUACCUUCUCGGGUGAGCGAUAUUGAUCCCAUGAUAUUAUCUUGAACUUUGAGCAGGGCUUGAAUAUUUAUCUCUUCAACCAUAAGCAGUACCUUUGAAUAAAGCAUUAGUGAUUGUAUGGGCCGUAAAUUGCAAAAAAAUGGCAGUAGUGUUCCCUGUGUUAUAACAGUGAGAAUACUUCACACAUGAAUCAUUGGCUGUAAUAUUUUUCCAGGUACCUGAAAUUAGAAUAGAAGGUGGGACUCGUUUUCCACACAUUUUGUUUUCAUAAUUCCAAAAAAACUUGUUUCCAGACAAACAUUUAGGACUCAUGCUUUAUAACUAACUAUAUUGUUAUUGGAAGAGAAACUGUAACACACCCCUACUUGCAUCAGUCUUUUCCUCUUGCCUUCUGCCUGAUGUGUCAGUAUUAAACAUGCCGUUUAUCUGUUUACCUACUAU
Molecule: messenger RNA, 4595 nt
Organism: Pristis pectinata (smalltooth sawfish)
Lineage: Eukaryota; Metazoa; Chordata; Chondrichthyes; Rhinopristiformes; Pristidae
Product: WD repeat-containing protein 48
Exons: 19
Coding region: 18-2051 (677 amino acids)
Biological process (GO): protein deubiquitination; double-strand break repair via homologous recombination
Molecular function (GO): ubiquitin binding
Source: RefSeq, a predicted model, not a curated record